Messenger RNA from Lytechinus variegatus (green sea urchin), 1005 nucleotides. Its product is annotated as IQ motif and ankyrin repeat domain-containing protein 1-like. NCBI's taxonomy places the organism in Eukaryota, Metazoa, Echinodermata, Echinoidea, Temnopleuroida, Toxopneustidae. Bases 228 to 905 code for a protein of 225 amino acids. The record is from RefSeq and is a predicted model, not a curated record. The transcript is spliced from 5 exons.
GCACGAGUUUGUUUGCGGUAUCGAUGCAGAUAUAAUGGAUAUCUCUAUGUGCUUUUGCCGCAUUUGUACAGCCCCGCGUGGGUAUACCCGCCUGAUAAUACUUGGCAAACACAGAAUUCAGAGAACAUGUCAAAAUGAAAAUCAACUAGUGUAAAUCAUGAAACACUAGUUACUCUAUAGAACAACUCUUAAUUUGUAACCACCAACGCCAGCUUGCAUUCGACGAAAUGCCUCCAAAGAAACCAACAGCGGUCCCGAAGAAAGCAACUCCUGCGAAGAAGACCGGUGGAAAUGGCGGCAAAAAAACAACUCCAGUUUCAUCUCAAAAGAAAGGCGCCACAUCAAGCAAGGAUGCAAAAGAUGUGACUGACAAGCUAGCCAAGUUGUCAACCACUGACGAACAGCCCAAGCCGGUCAUCAUCGAGAUCGAACUCAAAGAUCUCGCGGACGUACUCAAGGACGAUGACGGGAAGAUCAAGUCGACAGGGAAAUGGCCGAUGAUCGUAGAUAGCGGCGGGAGAGCAGCAGUAUUUCUACGUUACCAAGGAGGUAAUUGUUUGGACGCCAUCUCUCCUUCGGACAUGCAAGCAGAAACGAUAAGAAAACGUCUUAUUGGAUCGAUAAGAUAUGGCAAUAAUUUCACUAUAGACUUUGGGGACUCUGAUAUGUUCAAUUCGUGCAGAGAUAGGUUUGAAGAAAUCCACAAAGGUCUCAUGAAUGAUGUCUUGGACAAAUCAAUACUUGAGAAGUACGAGCACCUUAUCACUGAUGCGGAUGGACCAGAUUACGAGAAGGACAAGUUCUUACCUCACGUCACAUGUAACUUCCAGUUCAUCAUCCUCUCAAAGAUUGACCCCUCCCAAGACAUCAGGAACAAGUUUUGCAUCAUCAAAAUCAAAGAGUAAUGAGUAAGAUACGACAGGGCAUGGUAUCGGCUUGAUGAAGCUAUACAGCCAUGUGGCCCAGGAGGGAGCAGUAUUAGUCCAAAGCUGUAGACACAUUCCU